Messenger RNA from Drosophila teissieri, 2188 nucleotides. RefSeq names its product DNA mismatch repair protein Mlh1 (gene Mlh1). Gene Ontology annotation, biological process: mismatch repair. The transcript is spliced from 2 exons. Lineage: Eukaryota; Metazoa; Arthropoda; Insecta; Diptera; Drosophilidae. Gene Ontology annotation, molecular function: ATP-dependent DNA damage sensor activity; ATP binding; ATP hydrolysis activity. The coding region runs from base 194 to 2188 and encodes 664 amino acids. The record is from RefSeq and is a predicted model, not a curated record. Gene Ontology annotation, cellular component: MutLalpha complex.
AAUUUGUUUUUCCUUCUAUUUCUAUCGAUAUGGUACAAAAAUCUUGAAAUUUUCUUGUACGCACUGUCACGAACUGAGUAACGGGACACUUAACUUAGCGUUAUCUUGUAUUUGCUGAUGUUAUGCCCCCGCGUUAGAAAACGGGCACACUGGUUUUUUGUUUACAUUAAACUUUGCGUUAAGAUUUCCCGCUAUGCCGGAAGAUUUGGAGCCUGGUGUCAUCCGGAAGCUGGACGAGGUGGUGGUGAACCGCAUAGCCGCCGGAGAGAUCAUUCAGCGACCCGCCAACGCUUUAAAAGAGCUGCUUGAAAAUAGUUUGGACGCCCAAUCGAGUCACAUCCAGGUGCAGGUAAAGGCCGGUGGACUAAAGCUGCUCCAAAUCCAGGACAAUGGCACUGGGAUACGGCGCGAAGAUCUGGCCAUCGUUUGCGAGCGGUUUACCACCUCCAAGUUAACCUGCUUCGAGGACUUGUCACAGAUAGCCACGUUUGGCUUCAGAGGGGAGGCUUUGGCCAGCAUUAGUCAUGUGGCGCACCUAAGCAUCCAGACCAAGACGGCGAAGGAAAAGUGCGGCUACAAGGCAACCUAUGCGGAUGGCAAACUCCAGGGUCUGCCGAAACCGUGUGCUGGAAACCAAGGUACCAUUAUUUGCAUAGAGGAUCUGUUCUACAACAUGCCGCAAAGAAGGCAGGCCCUCCGUUCGCCGGCCGAAGAGUUACAGAGAUUGUCUGAGGUCCUGGCUAGGUACGCUGUCCACAAUCCAAGUGUGGGUUUCACUCUUCGCAAGCAGGGAGAAACGCAACCUGCCCUGCGGACACCAGUGACCAGUUCCCGAUCCGAAAACAUCCGUAUCAUAUACGGGGCAGCAAUUUCCAAGGAGCUGCUGGGGUUUAGCCACCGCGAUGAGGUUUUCAAGUUCGAGGCCGAAUGCCUAAUCACCCAGGUUAACUAUUCAGCCAAAAAGAGCCAGAUGCUGCUGUUCAUCAACCAGCGACUAGUGGAGUCCCCGGCUCUCAAGACUGCCGUGGACUCGGUGUAUGCCACUUACCUGCCCCGUGGCCACCAUCCUUUCGUAUAUAUGAGCCUUACGCUGCCGCCCCAGAAUUUGGAUGUGAAUGUUCAUCCCACCAAACAUGAGGUGCAUUUUCUCUACCAGGAAGAGAUUGUGGAUCGCAUUAAGCAUCAGGUGGAAGCCCGACUUCUAGGCAGCAAUUCCACAAGGACGUUUUACAAACAGCUAAGGCUACCUGGAGCCCCCGACCUAGAUGAAACUCAGUCUGCUGAUAAGACGCAACGCAUCUAUCCCAAGGAGCUGGUGCGCACUGACGCCACUGAGCAAAAGCUAGAUAAGUUUCUGGCGCCUCUGGUCAAAAGUGAUUCUGGUGCAUCCUCCAGUUCCUCCCAGGAAGCCCCUCGUCUGCCAGAAGAGAGUUUUCGUGUAACUGCGGCAAAAAAAUCCCGAGAAGUGCGUUUAAGCAGCGUGCUCGACAUGAGACAGCGGGUGGAGAGGCAGUGCAGCGUUCAGCUUAGGAGCACACUCAAAAACUUGGUCUAUGUGGGCUGUGUGGAUGAAAAGCGAGCCUUGUUCCAGCAUGAAACGCACCUUUAUCUGUGCAACACAAGCUCUUUUAGUGAGGAACUGUUCUACCAACGGAUGAUUUACGAGUUUCAAAACUGCUCUGAAAUCAGAAUAGCUCCACCAUUGCCUCUCAAGAAUCUGCUGAUGCUGUCGCUGGAAAGUGAAGCCGCCGGAUGGACGCCCGAGGACGGGAAUAAGGGUGAACUAGCGGACAGUGCUGCGGAGAUUCUUCUGAAAAAGGCGCCAAUCAUGAGGGAGUAUUUCGGGUUGCGCAUCUCGGAGGAGGGAAUGCUCGAAAGUCUACCAAGUUUGCUGCACCAGUAUCGACCUUGUGUGACCCUCUUGCCCGUUUACCUACUCCGCUUGGCCACCGAAGUGGACUGGGAGCAGGAGGCACGGUGCUUCGAAACUUUCUGCAGGGAAACGGCUCGAUUUUACUCGCAAUUGGAUUGGCAGGAAGGUGCGAGUGCGGGGUAUUCCAAAUGGACAAUGGAACAUGUUCUCUUCCCAGCCUUUAAGAAAUAUCUUUUGCCACCACCACGUAUCAAGGAUCAGAUAUACGAGCUCACUAAUCUUCCCAAUCUGUACAAAGUAUUUGAGAGGUGCUAG